AUGCCGCACGCGACCGAGGAGGAAGGAAUGGAAUCCUCGGCAAUCGACAGUUUCCUGCGGAAUGGUGGGCUGCUGGAGGAUGAGGACGAGCAGCGCGGCUUUGAUCAGACGGGCAAAGACGAGGAUGCCGUCGACUACGAGGAUAUGAGUGAUGACGAUCUCCCUGAGGAGGAGCAAGCAACCAACGGAGGCAUCGGCGAGGAUGAUGACCAGUUCCAAGGAUACUUGCAGUCGGCAACAGGCGGCUUCAAUGGUCUGCCCGUGCAGCCGCCCAUUAAUGGAUACCACCAUGCGAAAGAGACGUCAGGGGACCUGUUCGGGGACACGGAUGAGGUUAACGACCUCUUUGGGGACCGAACAUCCUCUCCUGAAGAAGAGCGCCGCCCUCCAAGUCACGUACAGCCCCAGCAACGGCCGAGCGGUUUGGCGCUUCCCUCGAAGUCUGGCCUUGCGCUGCCCACAUUCAACGGCACGUAUCCCUCUUCACAAGCACCGAGUCCGUCAUCGUCUAGUCCACCGCCUUACGCAGAUCGCAAGCACUCCAUUCAUUCGGCUCACAGCGACUCCACGACAGAGGAUGACGCCGAUCCGAACGUAGCGCUCCAGAAGCGCUUGCUCGCCGAUGCCAAGCGAAAGCUUGCCGGAGAAGAUGUAGACUCGGGACCAGUGGAAACGGAUGUGGCUCUAUUCAAUACGCUCUACCCUGGGUACGACGAGCUGCAUGCUCCAAACUUCAUCGACCUGUUCCCUCCGCACCCUGUCGUGUACAAGGGGAAGUUGCCGCUCAAGCCGCCAAAGGCUGUACAGCCGACGAAACUCUCACUUGACCUUCUGCAUGACCAAGAGCGCAGUUUCAAGACAUCGUUGCCCAUCAAUAGAGCUGGACACGAGAGCACUUACAACAACAGCAUCAUCUCGCUCGGCCCUCUAUUUGCAUCCAACGACGACAGCGAUGGCGACGACGAUUCCAGCAGUAUCGACGACAAUGAGCGUAUCGGGGGAAUCACCAUGCAAGAUCUCAUGCUUAUUUGCGAGGACUGGGAUGUGCCCACUGAAACUGCCUCUGUUGUCCUCGAUCAUGCUGGCCAGGCCUUGGAUGGCGAUGCUUCUGAAGGAGACUGGGAUGCCGAAGAGGGCAUGCGUCCAGUCAAGAAGCGAAAGAUGAACGCUCUGGAUUCCGGCCUUGCCCUCUCAUAUCGGGACAUCCAUCUAUCUUUGGAGGAUCCUGAGCGCGCUGUUGCCAAGCUUGCCAAAGCUGUCGCGCUAGAUCUAAACGACACGCAUCUCCUGAUCGAUGAGCAUGCGCCUCGCCAGAAGCGCAAGCUGCGACGCGUGCCUGGAGACAAGCGCGAUGCUGCACUGAGCCGAGACAUUGCCAAGCGUUACAACAUCAGCAACGACCAGGCAUACGAGUUGCUGAAAGAGAAUCACCACAACAAGGUCCGCAGUACCAUUGGCGGCAUGGCUGUUGAGCACAGCUAUCCGGCUACCAAGCUGCAGUACCCGUUCUACCGUGUUACUUUGGAUUCCAAGGCCAAGCGCUCCUUUCAUCGCCCCCAACUGGAGCUCAAAGGUCCCUCGCUUCGUGAGCAUCGCUUUCAGAAGCCGAAGCAUAUCAAACGCAAGAACGUCAAAGGCCGCGAAGCAAAAGAGGUCUUCGCCAAAGCUGAAGAUCUGUCACUCGGUGAUAACGGCGCUCUACUGCUGUUGGAAUACUCCGAGGAAGCUCCUAUGAUGAUGUCGAACUUCGGCAUGGGCAACAGACUGAUCAACUACUAUCGAAAGCGAGGCACAGAUGAUCAGGAACGCCCCAAGCGCGAGAUCGGCGAAGCUCAAGUUCUCCUGACUCAGGACAAGAGCCCGUUUGGCAACUUCGGUCACGUCGACGUUGGUGAGACUGUGCCCACUAUCCAGAACGGUCUCUUCCGUGCGCCGGUCUUUGCGCAUCAGCCUAAAACCACUGAUUUUGUCGUCGGUGUCAGCAGCACAUACGAGCUAGGAGAUCGCUUCUUCCUACGCAAUGUGGAGAAUCUUCACGUGGUUGGACAGCAAUUUCCACUGCUGGAGAUACCUGGUCAGCACUCCCGGAAAGUCACAGAUGCUGCCAAGAAGCGGCUUCGUGCCCUCUCGUACCGCAUCUACACCAAGAGCUUGGAUCGAAGGGACAAGGUCCUCGACAACGCAACGCUCAUGCCGCAUCUUCCCGGCCAUGACAUGCCGCAGACACGCAGCAAGAUGAGGGAGUUUAUGAGGUACGAGCGCGUGGCUAGCCGAGGCGAUGGAAGCAGUGGUGUCUGGGUUCCUCAACCAGGUCAGCCCGUUCCCGAUGCCGAGACUUUGCGCAGUUGGAUUCGACCGGAAGAUGUCUGUCUGCUCGACUCUAUGCAAGUGGGUGUUCAGCAUCUCUCUGAUCUGGGCGUUGAUGAGUCAAAGGAUGCUGGUGAUGAUGAAAAAGACAUCGACGAAGGUUCCAACAUCGAGCUGCAGUUGGCGCCAUGGCGGGCAACCAAGAACUUCCUCAAUGCCAAUCAAGGCAAAGCCAUGCUCAAGUUGCACGGCGACGGCGAUCCCACGAGCCGAGGCGAAGGUUUCAGCUUCGUCAAGACUUCCAUGAAAGGUGGCUUCCAAGCUCAAGGCGAGAGUGUUCAAGAUAAGAUCAACGCGAAAAAGCGCAAGGAGACUGGUGGCCAUUCUUAUAAUGUCGCGGAGCAACAGAAAUCGUAUGAGGAAUCCAUCAAGCGGAUCUGGAACGCACAGCAGUCUAGCUUGAGCAAUCCUGAAGUAUAUUCGGACGAUGACAUGGACGACGAGCAUGACAACGACGCCGAGUCUGGUUACGGGCGAGAAGCUACACCCCGAUCGUCCUUCAGCACUCCGGCUGCGUUCGCUUCUCGGAACGAUGACGACUACAUGAGCCAGUUUAGCGGACAGAGCGGUCGUGGACAGAAAAGUCUCACCAUUCGACGUGGCGGAGGAACGGAUGCACAGGGCAAUCCACUACCAGAAGUCACUGAGGUCAUCACCGAUCGCCGCGUGAUCGCCGCGUACAGAGAACAGCACAACCAACGGAAAUGGGGCAACAAGACGUAAGUUGUCCACUCCAAAAGAAGAAACUAAACCAGAAUGUGUUGCUAACAGCCUUAGUAUGGCCGACUUCAAGCCCACCGGCGAUCCGGAACAUGACCGAUUUGCUCGUGAGCAGCUUCAGAAGGAGCUCGCACGCAUCCAACGCAACGCGGACCGUAGGAUCGCGCGCGAGAAGCUCAAGGCAAAGAAUGCCGCCGGCUCACCUUCCAACGCUGCUUCACCUGAGGCAUCCGAAAUGGAUGGACCAGUGUCUGGCAUAAACGGUACAGGUGAAAACGCUCCACAGAGAGGCAAAGGCCGCAGCAAGGAUGGCACAGCACGCAAGUGUGCCAACUGCGGCCAGGUCGGCCACAUCAAGACCAACCGCAAGUCAGUAUCCCCCUUCAUUUGUCCUGAUUGUAAGCGGGAGAACAAAGAGAGCAAGACCAACAACAAGAACCGCAACAAGAAGAAGAAUGUGAACGAAGGCAAUAGCAGCAACCAUGGACGCAAGAGUGCUAGCGCUUAG
Lecanosticta acicola is the source of this 3595-nucleotide messenger RNA. The record is from the annotation of a GenBank genome assembly. NCBI's taxonomy places the organism in Eukaryota, Fungi, Ascomycota, Dothideomycetes, Mycosphaerellales, Mycosphaerellaceae.